Messenger RNA from Sceloporus undulatus (fence lizard), 4212 nucleotides. RefSeq names its product sestrin 3 (gene SESN3). Gene Ontology annotation, molecular function: oxidoreductase activity, acting on peroxide as acceptor; L-leucine binding. The record is from RefSeq and is a predicted model, not a curated record. NCBI's taxonomy places the organism in Eukaryota, Metazoa, Chordata, Lepidosauria, Squamata, Phrynosomatidae. Gene Ontology annotation, biological process: cellular response to leucine starvation; negative regulation of TORC1 signaling; cellular response to L-leucine. The coding region runs from base 92 to 1567 and encodes 491 amino acids. The transcript is spliced from 10 exons. Gene Ontology annotation, cellular component: nucleus.
AGGGGGCGGUUGGGGGCUGCUGCCUCGGAGGGAAGAAGGCAGAAAGCCUCCGCUCUAGCCGCCUUCUUUCCCUUCUUCCUCCGGUGUAAUAAUGAACAGGGGGAGCAGCGCCGCUUCUUGUCCGGCUUCGGUGCCCGGGGACGGCCAGGGCAGCGGGCUCGGUCGCCGGGUCUGUAGCAACUGCCACAAAGUCCUGAGGCAGGAAAAGAAAAUCAGAGUAUCUCUGCCUUUAACAAGAGGACCAAGUGCCUUUAUCCCAGAAAAGGAAGUUAUGCAGGCCAACAGUUUGAAUGAACGUAUGCACCUGCUUGUGGAAGAAUAUUCUACAUCUGGUCGCCUAGAUAACAUUACCCAGGUCAUGAGCUUACACACACAGUAUUUGGAGUCCUUCCUCCGUAGUCAGUUUUAUAUGUUGCGUAUGGAUGGGCCUCUUCCUUUGCCCUACCGGCACUACAUAGCAAUCAUGGCGGCUGCCAGGCAUCAAUGCUCUUAUCUAAUAAACAUGCAUGUGGAUGAGUUCCUGAAGACUGGAGGGAUACCAGAAUGGCUGAAUGGCUUGGAAUAUGUUCCACAAAGGCUGAAAAAUCUAAAUGAAAUCAAUAAGCUUCUUGCACACCGACCCUGGCUAGUUUCAAAAGAGCACAUUCAGCAACUUGUCAAGACAGGGGAAAAUAAUUGGUCUCUUCCUGAAUUGGUGCAUGCUGUGGUCCUCUUGGCACACUACCAUGCCUUGGCAAGUUUUGUCUUUGGUAGUGGCAUCAAUCCAGAGAGAGAUCUUGAUACCUCAAAUGGCUACAGGCUCAUAUCAGUUAACAACUUCUGUGUCUGUGAUCUUGCCAAUGACAACAACAUUGAAAAUGCGUCCCUCACAAGUAACAACUUUGAGAUCUCAGAUUCUUUAAGUGAGCUGGAGGCUCUGAUGGACAGAAUGAAGAGGCUGCAGGAGGAAGAGGAGGAGGAAGCCUCCCAAGAGGAAAUGGAUACUCGCUUUGAGAAGGAGAAGACAGAGAGCCUCCUAGUUGUCACUGAAGCCUUUGAUGAUGAAAUAGUUUCCAUAGCAGAUGUUUCCCGCUAUGUUGAAGAUCCUGGUUUUGGAUACAAAGACUUUGGUAGGCGUGGGGAUCUGCCAACGUUCCGAGCCCAGGACUACACUUGGGAAAAUCAUGGAUUCUCCCUUGUAAACAGGCUUUAUUCUGACAUUGGGCAUCUCUUGGAUGAGAAAUUCCGGAUGGUCUACAACCUCACUUACAACACUAUGGCCACCCAUGAAGAUGUUGACACAACCACAUUGAGAAGAGCUUUAUUUAAUUAUGUUCACUGUAUGUAUGGAAUCAGGUAUGAUGAUUACGAUUAUGGAGAAGUUAAUCAGUUACUUGAACGGAACCUGAAGGUUUACAUUAAGACAGUGACCUGCUACCCAGAGCGAACUACCAAGCGCAUGUACGAUGCUUACUGGCGCCAGUUCAAGCAUUCAGAGAAGGUCCAUGUGAAUCUUCUUCUUAUGGAGGCUCGCAUGCAAGCUGAACUCCUCUAUGCCCUUCGUGCCAUCACGCGUCACUUGACCUGAAGCACAAUUGCAAGUGUGUGAAUAAAGCUUCCAGACAAGAUGCGCAGUAAAAAAGCUGCCUAUGACGUAGCAUCAGGUUAUUAGAUUCUCAAGUGUCAAAAGCUGAAGCCCCAUUUCUGGUGGCUGUUAACGUGCAAUGAUCUUUUUUUCUUUUUUCUUGAUGCUUAACAUUACUAAUUUUAGCAAAAAUAACACUGAGAAACAUUACUUCUUAAGUUGUUUCCAGUUGAUAUAUUGGUCACAAACCCUAAGCUGGUUUGUAAUAGUUGAUUCUUUGCCAUUUGUUCUCCCACCCAAAAGAAAAACAUUGUUGUACAGUGUCUCUUUUGAGGUUCUGUUCAUCCCCCACCCCAUUCUCUCUUAUGAAAGCAAAAUAUUUUCCCCCAUUUCUUUCCCACCUUUCUUCUAGUUCUUUCUAGGAUAUUAUAUGGCAGUUUUCCUAAAUGCAGUAUAUGCUAUGUUUUAAACUGAACUCAACUGGCUUAUUCUUAGAUUGUUCCUAGAAAUAUAAUAGUUCAGCAGUAGUUUGGAGGUCAUGUGAAAAUUGAUGCAAUUAUUGUCUGCCUUUUUUUAAAUGUGAAAGGAACUGCUGCGUAUUCUGAGGCAUGCUACUGAGAUGCAGCAUUCAAAUACAUGCUUUCUUGAAUGAAGAGGUGUUUACCAUAUCCAUUUCAAAUAUACAUAUCAGUUCGGGGACUGCAUCUUCCCCUUUUACCUACAGAUACACUCUCCUGCUGCCUGCAAUGAUGCUUGAAAGGCUACUUAAAAGCACAUUUGGUAAAUCAGUGUGAUUUGGAUUGUUUAACCAUUUGCCAGUCGAUUUAAGAUAUUAAAAGUUUAAAUCCAAGACUGCCCUUUAACUAGUUUAUAGGUCUGGCAGUUAUGCAGAAAGUACAAAUUGAGUGCGUACUGCCUGAUCAAAUGAAAAACAAACCUACAUUAGCGCAUUGUUUUAAAAAUGAUAAAGAGCUGCCUUCUGCUGAGUCAGGCCAUUUGUUCAUUUAACCCAGUGCUCCCUAUUCUGGUUUUCUCAAGGUCUUACUUUGGCAGAAGCCUUUCCAAGCUCUGCUUCCUGAAAUGCUUUGACUGGAGAUGGCAGAGACAGAACCCAGGAACUUGGACAUGUAAAGUAGUGGUCUGUUCCUUUCCUAAAAGCUUUGCUCAUACAGUCCUGCCAUCCAUUCAUCUGUCAAACCCAGCACCAUCUGUUCUGGCUUGCAAGUGGCUCCCUCAAGCUCUUGGGUGAGAUACUUGAGUUAGAAAGGCUAGAGAAUAUAUGUAGGACUUCCUUCAUGCGAAGAGCGUGCUUUACCACAAAGCUAAGGCCGCCUUUUUUCUCCACUGCUAUCUCUAUUUUUCUUUCCCAUUUUUAAACAUCAAGGGUAAUUAUCUUAAUGUUUAGCAUAAGAUUUUAGAAAUUUGAUCCCAGUAUUAUUUCCCUGAAUCGUGGUGUCAGAACACUUUUUUUUAAAUGUAGUAAAGCUAUGAAUCAUGUUCAUCUGUGCUGACAUGAGUGAACAAAAGGAAGUGCAAUAUUGAGCAGGAAAGCAGGCUUUUCCCUAAAAAAAAAAAAACCCACUGCUAAAAUCUCCUGUUCAAACUGAACAGAGGAAAACCUGUCUUUCCUUCCCAAACUUUUGUUUGUGUCUGUGGCUUGCUUGCCUUGAACAAUCAGCUACAAAAAAGAUGCCAAAGUAUUGUUUAACUGAAACAGAUGCACAGCAUGCUUCCCCAAGUCCUUCUAAGUAUCUGCAGUUCAUGCCAAUGGAGAAGCCCCUGUAGGCUCCAUACAACUGAAUGGUGAGUGUGCAGCCAUAAUGUUUGAAUUACAUCCAUUGACAACUGGCAUUGUUGGGAAAGAAAAGUGAGCGGCCAAAAAAAAUCACAUUUUGUGUUGUUUGGCUACACUAUUUUGUUUUGUUUUUUUGGGGGGGGAGGGGUUGUUGUUUGUUUGUUUGUUUGUUUGUUUUUGGAGACCAAAAAUGUCAGUGUUCUUAUAGAUUUAGACUCUGCUAGAACAUAGACUCUGCUAGAACAUGGCCACAUAGCCCGAAAACCCCACAAAAAACUAUGGAUGCUGGCCAUGAAAGCCUUCGACCUAUAGACUUACUUUGUGUUGUCCUUAAAUUCAACAAAGUGCCUGAAGAGAAGCUGAAAAAAUUUACCCAUUAGGACACAAUAAGGACUUUUACAUGACCAGCUCACUCCAGGAAAAAUCAGUCACAACUCAUCCCCAAAGUCCCAUUGAAAUCUACUUAAGUCCAAAUGACUUUAUAUGCCACAUAUUUGUGUCCCAUGACAGUCUCACAGUUCCAUAGAAGGAGUUCUCUUUGUCCAAAGUCUUUUGAGUUGGGCAUAUGUACAAAUAAAUUUAAUUCCUAGCCUUAUUUAUUGAUUCAUUUGUGACUAAUUUCUGUUGGACUGUUACUGAUGCUGGGUUUUAUUUUAUUCCUCCCCCCAGCCCUUUAAGCUUCACUUUAACUUGUUUUAAUAGACAUUGGAAAAGAGUGAAAUACACCUUUUCAUCCCAGUGAGCUAUAGAAAACAACAUAAAAAACCAUUUUUAUAUUGGAGACUUCCAUAAUGGUGGGUUUUGUGGAAGUGAUUUCCAAAGUCUUUCUAUGACAAACAGAUUUGUUUAUUUU